Molecule: messenger RNA, 4701 nt
Organism: Propithecus coquereli (Coquerel's sifaka)
Lineage: Eukaryota; Metazoa; Chordata; Mammalia; Primates; Indriidae
Gene: CSRNP2
Product: cysteine-serine-rich nuclear protein 2
Exons: 5
Coding region: 515-2143 (542 amino acids)
Biological process (GO): regulation of transcription by RNA polymerase II
Cellular component (GO): nucleus
Molecular function (GO): DNA-binding transcription factor activity, RNA polymerase II-specific; sequence-specific DNA binding
Source: RefSeq, a predicted model, not a curated record
GGGGCUCGGCCAGGACGUCCCGGCGCCUAUAAGAGCCGGAGCGCUGCGGCCGGAGCCUAUUGUUAGCCGGAGCCGGGGCGGUUCUGGGCGUCUGCUGCCGGGGCCGCCCGAGUUGCCGGAGCCGCCCGCCCCACGCCGCCUGCCGGCCGUCCUGCACACCCAUCCUCCCUCCCCGCCCUGCCGCCCUGGGAGCUCCCCGACCGUCGCCGCGGGGCCCGGGACUCGCUCGAUCCUCCCUCCUUCCUACCCGGGCUAGGGCGGCGGCGGCAGCGGGGGCGGCAGAGACCAUCACUGGAGGAGGCAGCUGCGGCGGGGCCGGUAAUGGGCCUGGGGGUGCGGGGCGGAGGGUGCCGCCUCGUCCUUUCUCGGGAUCGGCCCUCGGGCGGCUGUGGAGGAGUGGUCAAGCCCAGAGCCGUGCAGAUGGAGGGAAUCCUAAUGCACCUGGCUAGCCGGUGGUGAGCUGGGGCUUUCGGGCCAACGUGGUGGGCUCCCCAAGGAAACCCCUUUGAAACCAAUGGAUGCAUUCACGGGCUCGGGUCUCAAGAGGAAGUUCGAUGAUGUGGAUGUGGGCUCAUCAGUUUCCAACUCAGAUGAUGAGAUCUCCAGCAGUGACAGUGCUGACAGCUGCGACAGCCUCAAUCCUCCUACAACUGCCAGCUUCACACCCACAUCCAUACUGAAGCGGCAGAAGCAGCUGCGGAGGAAGAAUGUACGCUUUGAUCAGGUGACUGUAUACUACUUUGCCCGGCGCCAGGGUUUCACUAGUGUGCCCAGCCAGGGUGGUAGCUCUCUGGGCAUGGCCCAGCGCCAUAACUCCGUACGCAGCUACACACUCUGUGAAUUUGCUCAAGAGCAGGAGGUGAACCAUCGAGAGAUUCUUCGUGAGCACCUGAAGGAAGAGAAACUCCAUGCCAAGAAAAUGAAGCUGACCAAGAACGGGACGGUGGAGUCUGUGGAGGCUGAUGGCCUGACACUGGAUGACGUUUCAGAUGAAGAUAUUGAUGUGGAAAACGUGGAGGUGGAUGAUUACUUCUUCCUGCAGCCUCUGCCUACCAAACGGCGACGGGCCCUGCUCAGGGCUUCUGGGGUCCACCGCAUCGACGCCGAAGAGAAGCAAGAACUUCGAGCCAUCCGCCUGUCGCGGGAAGAGUGUGGUUGUGACUGUCGACUGUAUUGUGACCCAGAAGCGUGUGCCUGUAGCCAGGCUGGGAUUAAAUGCCAGGUGGAUCGCAUGUCCUUUCCCUGUGGCUGCUCCCGGGAUGGCUGUGGCAACAUGGCUGGGCGCAUCGAGUUUAAUCCGAUCCGGGUCCGGACUCAUUACCUCCACACCAUAAUGAAGCUGGAGCUGGAGAGCAAGAGGCAGGUGAGCCGCCCGGCAGCUGCAGACGAGGAGCCCUCCCCCACCGCCAGCUGCAGCCUGACAGCACAGGGCUCUGAGACGCAGGACUUCCAGGAGUUCCUUGCUGAGAACGAGACGGCAGUGAUGCACCUGCAGAGUGCGGAGGAACUGGAGCGGCUGAAGGCAGAGGAAGACUCCAGCGGCUCUAGCGCCAGCCUGGACUCGAGCAUUGAGAGUCUGGGUGUGUGUAUCCUGGAGGAGCCCCUUGCUGUUCCCGAAGAGCUGUGCCCAGGCCUUACAGCCCCCAUUCUCAUCCAGGCUCAGCUGCCCCCAGGCUCCUCUGUCCUGUGUUUUGCCGAGAACUCAGACCACCCAACUGCCUCCACGGUGAACAACCCAUCCUACUUGAACAGUGGGCCCCUGGUCUAUUAUCAGGUGGAGCAGAGGCCGGUCUUGGGAGUGAAAGGAGAGCCUGGUACGGAGGAAGGCCCAGCCUCUUUCCCCAAGGAGAAGGAUCUGAGCGUCUUCUCUCUCCCUGUUACCUCACUGAUGGCCUGUAGCCCCACAGACCCAGCUCCCCUCUGUAAAUCAGAGAUGGGGAAAACAUCCACUCUGGAAGCGCUAUUGCCUGAAGAUUGUAACCCUGAGGAACCCGAGAAUGAAGACUUCCGCCCCUCUUGGUCCCCCUCAAAUAUCCCAUUCCGCACAGACAGCGAAGAGGGCUGUGGGGUGGAGAAGACCUCACAGCAGAGUGAGGAUCGGCCCUCCGAAGAUCCUUCCCUAGAAGUCCCUCUGGCAGUGUGACGUGGGGAUGGAGAUGCUGCCUCUCCCGUUCUCUAUUUAUUCCCUUAUUUUAUCUAACACCAUUUCAAAACAAAACUGUAGAAGCGGCUGCUGCUCCCAUGGUAUUUUUUUGAGGUCUUUGGGGAAUGGGUGGGAAAGGAGUGUUUGUACAAGUAUUUUUUAAAAGGGAAACAGUACCAAGGAGACCAGCCCCGGCUUGAUCCAGGGAUAGAGUCUUGGGGCAGAGGAGGCUGCCUGCGUAGUGCUGAAUACUGAACUUUCUGGGCCAUUGGAACAAAGAACUAGAUCUCACAGGAGAAGCUGGGUAAUUCAAGCAGCUCUUCUUUAUGUAGGGACCAGAAUGUGAGAAUUUAAACAGCAUGGCAAAGCCCCUUCUUUCCUGAGCUCCAGGUGGGGUACAAGCUCACUUUUCUCAGUGGUUACUCUAAUAUCCCAUUUUUGUGUGUCAUAAUACUACAGUUGACAGUGUCACCUGGUUGAAUCUAGAGGAGGGGGUGGAAGGGUCUCUGCUUCUGUACAAGACCUCCAGGAUUUAUAAAAAUUUAACCUGCCUUUUUCAGACCCCCCCGGUUUGGCAAAUAAGUUACUAUUUGACAUGUUAGGUGUUCUCUGACCUGUUCCCCACACUGGGGAUUCCUGGUCUGUAACUUGAAUUGUUUCUUUCACAUGUUCUUAGGUACUAGAGUUAAACUUGUCUAUUUGUCUCCCCGCCCCCCGCCCCCCAUCCUUUUUCCUUUGGAGAAAAAGAGCUAGAUUGUCUGGGGAUAUGGUAUACAGAGCUUGAGUCUUCCAUACGUGUCUGACGCUAGCUCUGUCUGGCAGCUCUAGGCUGGGGCUCGCCCAUCCCAUGGGAGGGCUAUGUGGAACGUUAACUGUGUCCAAAGGAGGCAGCGGGAACAGGCUGCUGUCUGCAAAGAUGACUUUAUUUGUGCCAUGCUUGCUUUUUCACCCAGGUUUUCUUCCCUCUUUGGGAGAUCUGAGCUUUAAUGGAAUGUAGGAUAUGGCACUCUAAGGUCACCAACUAGUUUCUGUUCUUUUUUUCUGUAUCUACCCUUGUAUUCAGGGUUAGAGAGUUCUUACAAGCCAGUGUAAGUUCAACUCCAAGAAUUGCAAAUGUCUGUUGGGCCCCUCCAUCUUGAUGAUAUAAAAAAAUUGGAAGCCAAAUUCUUAACGUUCCAAAGGAUUCCAGUUCUGAUUAUAACCUCUGAUGUCUAUAGAAUGGAACUCAAACUGAGUUAAAUUCAGUUCUUACCUCUAUCAGGGGAGAUACGGUUCCUGUUCCUUAUGUCCAGCUUAUUUUCCAAGAUCUGCUCCAUUCAACAACACUGAUUUUUUUUUUUAACUAGCAAAUUUAUCUCUGCCUCUGUGUUAAAAUGGAGGCAGUGAGGAACAAAACACUAUUCUCCAGCACCCUUUAUACCAUGCUUCACUUCCAGUAUGGCUUAUUAACCAGAAAAGAAAAAAGCGAAAAACUUUUGUGUGUGUGGGGAGAUAACUAUCUGUACUUAUCUUACUCAUAAAGCCUUUUCUUAUGGGCUGUGAAGGCCCUGGUGUCUUAAAGCAAUCUUCAUGUAUGUCACAGCAUUUUACCUAUAAAAUCGCUAAACUUAAACUGAGCCUGAAAGGCCUUGUGCUUAAUACAGAUACAUUUUUCAGCCCAUUCUGCCUUUCCUAUUCAUUCCUGUUUUUGUUUGGUUUUAUGUUUGAAGGGAAGUUCUUAAUUAAGUACAUAGGUCCUUAUCUCUCCCCAUGCCCUAGCCUCAUAAAACAGAGUUGAGAGUCGUAAGUCCCUGAGAUGUAGACAUUAUCCAGAACUCAGCUACACUCCCCUACUGGUAGGGGUACCCUCAAAUACAAGCACUGAAGCUUAAUUGGGACUUUAGCUCUAUGGCGAGAAGAAUCUUUGAAAGAUUGUGUCAGAAGGGAAGGAUGAGCUCGACAUAUUCCCUCCAAAGGAAGGCUCUAGCUUAAUCUAAGAAGUAGAUUCCAGCUGCUCAGUAAGGGACACAUUAGCCUUUGCGAUCAAACCAGGAAUAUCAAUCUGUAAUUAUUAAACUCAUUGCCAUGAGACAUUUGAUAUUCUGAAAAACUGUAAUUUCUUAAUCUAAGUCCAUCCCUUCAUUAACUCUGCAAUUCUGACUCACACCAAUCCUAAACUGUUGAAUGCUAAAUAUUAACAUUUAGCAUUAACUGUCUUGUCAAGCAAAGGGCCUCUCUAUAACCUAGUCCAUCUCAUUUCUGGUGCUACCUGAGUUGGACAGAAUUCUAGCUCAUGGUUGCUAGGAAAGCUAGGCCUCUGAUCACAGAAGCAGAUAGCUUCAGUUCCACUCAGUCUAGGCCUAGGUAAAAGGAAUGACUCUUAUUACUGCAAUUCUUAUUUUCCAAUAUUCUUUCUCACAUACUGUACACAAGUAGUAUUUUCAAUGUGAAUCCAAAGCUUGUCUGGUUCUCUGAAAACAUUUUUUUUUUUUUUUUUGCCCUUUAGGUUCUUUACAUUGUGAUAAUGCUGUAUUUAAAGAGAAUAUUUAAAUGUAAUAUUAAAGAAAUAUUCAAAAGAA